AGGGAUGAUUUUGAGGAAAUUCUUUCCGAUCUCUUUUGUUUUAAUUAUCAUUUUUUUGAACCGCAAUAGACGAUUGCAAGGUUUGUCUUUCCUGCAUGUUCUUAACUUCUUGUUUGAUGCCAUAUUUCUUCAUCGGCUACAACUCUUCGGAAUGUCAACAUACCUAACGAAACGAGCGCAUCGACUAAGUACGUGCCGUGCAGCUUUUGCGCCUUAUGCAUCUUACUGAUCUCUAUUACGCUCGUCUAUACCAUUGCAACAUAAAAAUGAAUAAGUAUUCUGCUGAGGGGGCUACAACUGAGCAUAAGGUGAUUUUUUGACGACACUCCGGCGUUGAUUCACUCGCGCAAAUCAGACCUCCGCCUUUCAGAGUGCAUCUCUUGGAACACGGUCCACACAAAGACACCCACCGGGACCACGGGACAUUUUUUGAAAAUUAGGUGCUUUUUUCGUGCGUGUGCACCAGAAGGUUUUAUUGCCUGUCGGCAGCUCCGUACCCCUACAACGUCACCAGCGGACGAAGGAUGAUGCGCCAGCGAGGAAUCGGGGCGGGCAACGCGACGACCGGCGAAGUAGAGCACGUAAGGCUCCCACACGUGACGAAGCGCAAUGCGGUCCUUUCUCGUUUCCCGGUGAAAAAGGUCGUAACUACAUUAUGCUUUGGCAUUGCGGCAUGUCGUGCCAGUAGCGUGUGGCAGCCGGCGGGGCUCGCGCCGACCGCUACCCAGGGAUUGUUACGAACCGUGAGCUCCGCAAGGUUUUUCGGGGCAUUUCCCAAAAGUACUAGAGCGCGAAGUAGAGCAGCAGAACCUUCUUCACGACCGGCCGGCAACGUGUCGGUCGCAUCUGGUUUGGAAAGAGGAAGCACCGGAGCAGCGCGCGGCUCUACUUCCGCUGCGGAGAGCUUCCGAAAUUUUGCGCACGAGGGAAGAUUCCAGAACGAAGAGGACGCUGACACUGUCGCGUAUCAACACAAAGAAGAUCACAUCCCUCCUCCGAUGCCUCCUGCAGAAGUGCAGCACACGGCCGCAUGGCCGACUGACGCCGGCGGGCUCGCCAAACCUAGUGGACCACCUGGAGGUGGAGGACACCUCCAGGGGACGCCGUCCUCGCGCAACAUAAUAUUGAACGGUGUCGGAGCAAAGAAAAACACACAGGUGCCGCGCGAGCGUGUCUGCGAGCGGCAAUGGUUUUUGCAGGCAGAGAACGAGGAAUGGUCGCCCAUCCACGUGUACGCUGCCUUGGGCAGUACACAGGUGCUGCUGGUCCUGUUGGAGCAGCUUGGAUUUUCGCGCGACUGGUUAUCGGCCGAUGAGGAACUACGAGACCACCUCCACAUAAAAGCGACCCUUCCUGCUGGUGACCACGACGAGGCAAGAACAUCAUUUUGGUCCUCGCGUAGAAAAGCAGAAACGGCGAAAAUUGACGUAAACCUGCCGCAGCGCCUAGUCGACGCCGUCAACGCGCC
Molecule: messenger RNA, 1468 nt
Organism: Amoebophrya sp. A120
Lineage: Eukaryota; Dinophyceae; Syndiniales; Amoebophryaceae
Source: the annotation of a GenBank genome assembly